Molecule: messenger RNA, 1485 nt
Organism: Mucor velutinosus
Lineage: Eukaryota; Fungi; Mucoromycota; Mucoromycetes; Mucorales; Mucoraceae
Exons: 7
Coding region: 1-1485 (494 amino acids)
Biological process (GO): magnesium ion transport
Cellular component (GO): membrane
Molecular function (GO): magnesium ion transmembrane transporter activity
Source: RefSeq, a predicted model, not a curated record
AUGAAUUCAACGAGUGGAAAUUCAACGGCAAACCCGCUCGGAUUGGCAGCAGAUACACAUGGUUCAUUAUACAAGUUAAUUGGUGUCACGCUAGCUAUUUGCAGUGGUAUCUUUAUUGGUAGCAGUUUUGUGUUUAAAAAGAAGGGAUUAUUGCAGUCGACAGAGAAAUCAGGUGGUGUGGCAGGCGAAGGCUAUGGCUAUCUCAAAUCGCCCAUGUGGUGGUCGGGAAUGAUCCUCAUGGUGGUGGGUGAGGCAUGCAAUUUCGUAGCAUAUGCAUUUACACAAGCCAUUUUGGUGACACCUUUGGGUGCAUUGAGUGUUGUAUUAAGUGCUGUAUUGUCCUCCAUCUUUCUCAAGGAAAGACUGUCAUUCCAAGGAAAAGUAGGAUGUUUGCAAUGCGUCCUGGGCGCUAUUAUCAUUGUCAUGCAUGCCCCAGAGCAGGGCGCUGCUGAUACCUCGAUCGAGACAUUCAAACAUCUCAUGCUCUCUGUCGGUUUCCUGAUAUACGCUUGUAUCGCAGUAGCUCUAUCAAUAUUCCUGGUGUUUUAUUGUGGACCUAGAUGGGGAAAAACAAACAUGCUGGUCUACAUUAGUAUCUGCUCACUUAUUGGAUCUUUAUCGGUGGUGUUCACUCAAGGCAUUGGUGGUGCCAUCGUCCAUUCAUUCACUGUAGAGAACCAGUUUACCAAUUGGUUUGUGUAUCUAGUAUUGAUCCUGACAUUGGUCACUUUGGCCAUUGAGAUCAUUUACCUCAACAAAGCUCUCAACAUCUUCAACACAGCUGUCGUCACUCCCACCUAUUACGUUAUCUUUACGACACUCACUAUUGUCAGCUCCAUUGUGUUUUACCGUGGUUUCGACGCAUCACCUGUCAAUGUCGUUACAUGUGUCUUUGGUUUCUUGAUCAUUUGUUCAGGCGUUGCCUUAUUACAGCACUCAAGAAGCGAAAAGACCAGAGGAGACCCAUUGUUGGGCGACUCAUCCAGUCCACAAGAGAGUUUGUUGCCCGUGUACGAGAAUGAAAAGUACUUGACGUCAGAGGAGGAGGUAAAUCACAUUGAAGAUGUUAGCGGAUCUUCAUCCACUGCAGAUCAACGCAGAUAUUCGUCACACGCGAGAAAGGAUUCAUCGUUAUGGCACAGAUCCAGAGCGUCGUUAGAGGAUUACAGCAAAGUGGAGUUGGGCCAUUCCCGAGACAAUAGUUUUACAGAGAAUAUCAGCCUCAAUACUAUCAAGCAUGAUAAAACACCACAUGAUGACGACAUGGUGAGAGAUUCAGUGGACAUGCUUGUAGACCAUAGCUAUGAAGAAUCCAACAGUAGCAGCAACUCCACCAAGUUUAAUAGCAGCAGACGUGCGCAGGACACACUCGACUCGAUUAGCAGCAUACGAUUGGGAUUAAACAAAAAAAAGGGACAGGAUGAUAGAAAAGGAUUGAUCAAAAAUACAAAUGGCUGGGAUAAUGACCAAGACCAUUUAAUCUAG